Molecule: messenger RNA, 1658 nt
Organism: Aspergillus alliaceus
Lineage: Eukaryota; Fungi; Ascomycota; Eurotiomycetes; Eurotiales; Aspergillaceae
Product: endo-1,4-beta-xylanase
Exons: 1
Coding region: 1-1092 (363 amino acids)
Biological process (GO): carbohydrate metabolic process
Molecular function (GO): hydrolase activity, hydrolyzing O-glycosyl compounds
Source: RefSeq, a predicted model, not a curated record
AUGAAGACCUUCAGUGCCGCAACACUCAUCACCGCGUUCCUCGCCGCUACCGAAGGAAUAAACGCCAUCACCGACACCAGGACCAGCCCGUUGAGAGAGAAAGCAGCGACCAAGGGUAUUCUCAUCGGGUCCGGGGCUAUUAAUCCGACCUAUCUCGAUGAUCCUCAGUUUGCGACCGUCCUUGCCGAGCAGUUCGAGAGCCUCUCCCCCGAGAACGAGAUGAAGUGGUCGUUCAUCCACCCGACCAAAGGGCACUACAACUGGGAGACAAUCGACCGCCUGGUCCACUUCGCCGAAGCGCACGAUAUGGUGGUAAAGGGCCACGGGCUUAUCUCGAGCUGCUGCAACCCCAACUACCUAGUCAAUAUCACCGACCCUACGGCCCUUCGUGCUGCAAUGACGGCGCAUUUCAAGGCAGUCAUGCAGCGGUACCACGGCAAGGUAGAUCGGUGGGAUGUUGUUACCGAAGCCCUCAAGACGCAGGGCGGCGGCCUGCAGAUCAACGACUUCUACAAGGUUCUCGGUCCUAGCUACAUUGAUGACGCCUUCCGUAUCGCCCGUGCGGCAGCCCCGGAUGCCAAGCUAUUCAUCAACGAGGCUACGGUCGAGUCAUUCCCUGGCAAGCGUCAGGAGCUCUACAAUCUGGUUUCUAGGCUCGUGGCGGACGGCGUCCCAAUUGAUGGAGUUGCCCUGCAAAUGCACAUCACGGAAGGACUACCUGUCCAACCGGGUGUAAUCAAGGAGAUCGUCGACUCCUACAAGGCCCUCAGAUUGGAAGUAUCGAUCGCUGAAAUGGAUGUCCACACGCUCAACACCACGCUCCAAACCGAUAUCUACAGCGCUAUCGUCUCUGAGGCUCUUGAUGCAGGAAUCACUGACAUCAGUUUCUGGGGAUUUACCGAUAAGCACGCCUACACCUGGAUAAAGGGUGCGAAGCCAUUGAUGUUCGAUGAGUACUACAACCCUAAGGGUGCGUUCUACGCUACCCACACUGCCCUGGCAAGCUUCGACAAUGGGACCCAAAAUGAUCAAUCGGCACCUGGCAAUCAAAAUUGUGCAAAAGGAUUGGCUGGGUCUCUGCAGGGGGAAUAGAUGUCGAGAGUGACUUUAUUAGGGUGUCUGCGGAAGAUCCAACACUGCCGAAUGCUCGACAUUUUCCAUAUCCCAAAGGCUUUGAACAACCUCUGGGAGCCUUGGUCCCGCCAACAUUCUGUAUUCUAGAGUAUUCAAUAUCAAUCAAUAAUAUACGGUCUUAAAGUAUCCAAUCGUUAGGCGCAUACCAACUAAUUCAUACUGUAUCCAACCCAUCCUAACAGCCGUAAGACGUAACUCAAAUAUAAGUAUAUUGAUCGAAAUCUACCGUCCGGGAGAUAUAUACGCAACCGAAGGAACCGGUAAACACGUAAGAGUCAUUCGAACUCUACACGAGACGUCAAUUAUCAAGAAUUCGAGCGUGUCCUCCGCCUGCUAGAGUCUUAUGGUAGUACCAUGGUCCCACGCACUUGUGAAGUGCAAGUCGUUCGAAAAACUCUUCGGGCUUCUGCGCAAUGGUGCUUCAAGAAAACAACCCUGCUUCCUGGAAAUUGUCGGACAGAGCCAGUAACGUGAAGGCCCUUUUCUCUAUGCAGAAAAGGAAAGAAGAUAGAAAGCUGGCCGCG